Messenger RNA from Episyrphus balteatus (marmalade hoverfly), 1078 nucleotides. RefSeq lists its product as uncharacterized. NCBI's taxonomy places the organism in Eukaryota, Metazoa, Arthropoda, Insecta, Diptera, Syrphidae. Bases 660 to 1076 code for a protein of 138 amino acids. The record is from RefSeq and is a predicted model, not a curated record. The transcript has 3 exons.
UGUCGUGGUGUCGCGUCGGUGUCGUCGUCAUCCUUUCUAGUAUUUUGUGCUUAAGGGUGUAGGCGCACAUCGCCUUGCUUAUUCACAGUUAAAUCGUGACAUUUGCCUUCUGAUCGUUGCCGUCGGUCGGUGGCUCCUCCAGGGUGAGAACAAAAAAAAAAAAAAAAGAAAUACUUCAACGGAAAUCCUUUAUCCCAGUGGAAUAUUGUCCUUUAAAUUGUCCUGACGGAAUAUAUACGAUUUUGGGUGUAAAAUUAAAGAAAGCUUAUUUAAAGUGUGUCAAACGUCAUCGAACCGAAUAUAAUUUUCUUAUUGACCAAUGAAUAUUCGAUUUAUUUUAUGCUAUAUGGUGAAUCCUUUAUAACGGUAGUAUAGUAAUAUAUGUAUGAAAAUUUGUAAUGAAAGUGGUGCGCGGAAGUGGAACUGGAAGUGGCUGCCAAGGUUUCCAUUUGUUAUGGUCAAGUGGAAUGCAAAUUUUCCGUUAUAAUUCUGAAACUCUCUCGAAAAGUUCUUGAACUCUUGUUGAGUUGAUCAAUACGUGUAUUUUUCUAAACUUUCACAUUGUGCCACACAAAAAAAAAAUAUUAAAUUUAAAAAAUUAAAUUUAAAAAACUAAUGUUAAAUCAAAUCAAAAGUCAUCGACAUUCAUUUAAACACGGAUGAUGUUGGGAUUCAUCUAUUUGAUGUUAAUUCUCGGCUGGAUUCUGAUUGUGUUAUUUUUGCGAUGUAAAAAGUCGAUAGCACCUCAUUUUGCAUUCACCGAUAAUUACACAGAAAAUAAUGUUGAACGUCGACCAUCGAUUCAUGUUAUCGAAUUGCCAUCGGAUGACUUCAGAGAUGACAUGGAUUCAUAUUCGCAGGUCAGUCGUUCAAGGCUCGAUUCGUAUCGGUCAAGGUCUGUCAUUGAUGAAAGGACCAUCGAAACGUAUCCCACAGAUGCCGUCAUAAAUCCUGCCUAUACCAAUGACGAGGAAUACAUUUUAAACGCUCCACCGCCAACUUAUGAUGAAGUAAUGAGACAACCUGAGAUUUAUCCCAGAGUCAGUGAAGUCAACAAAUCACGAUCGAAUAUUUAAAA